This is a messenger RNA of Colletotrichum navitas, 764 nucleotides long. RefSeq lists its product as uncharacterized. The record is from RefSeq and is a predicted model, not a curated record. The transcript has a single exon. Bases 80 to 733 code for a protein of 217 amino acids. NCBI's taxonomy places the organism in Eukaryota, Fungi, Ascomycota, Sordariomycetes, Glomerellales, Glomerellaceae.
GGUCGUCUGUUGAGGGAGGGAGGCGAGCAGAACUCGUGCGCAUCGAAGCAGCGCAUGCCGAGACGAGGUGAACAACAGGAUGCUAUUUGUCUUGCUUGAGGGGGGUGCCCGUGAUUCAAACACGGGAAACGACGGCAGAGAGUGGCCGCAUGUCGCUUUUUUUUUUCUUUUUUUUUUUUUUUUUUUUUUCGCUCGGUGUACGCCUUCCCUCGAGGCGAGGGCGAAAAGGUCAAUAGGAAGACAAGAGAAGGACACAUUGCGACGGCCUUACGCCAGCGUUGUACCACAUCCGGAACCAGACCUGUUGAUCUGCUCUACGGCGUCAGCGUCAGCGGUGGUGAUGUGGUCCUCCUCUCUAGCCCGGCCCUCGUGGAAGAAGGGCUGGCAUGCCAGCACCCGCGGAAACAAGCCACCAAAGUAUUUGCGGCGGUCUCUCGCAUGUGACGGUGGAGGGGUGGGGGGUCUUUGUGACUGCGGACUCAACCGGCGGGAUGGAAGACCUUUUUUUUCUUUCUUUUUUUUUUUCUUUUUUCGUAGCAUCAUCACAGGCCAGCGACACGGUUCUCGCACGCGCGCCGCCCUCAUUGGUGACAGGGAGAGAGUGAGCAGUGACAUGUGCGUUGACUCAAAUCCUCCCCCAAGAGCCAACAACAUGGCACCGGGCAUUCAACGAUUCAGCCCAAGGGGGGGGGGGGGAGAAAGCGUGGAUGGCAACCGACCAUCCGAAGGCUGACGAAAGGGAUGAGAAACAGGUCUGAGAGUUG